UGAUAAUAUUAAAUGAAUUUGAAUUAUUAGCAAAACUGUAUCUAAUCCCUUACUCAUUUUAACACAGACUAUUUUCUUACAGUUUGUAAUUUUAAUUUAUUAUAUAUUUAAUUGAAGAAUUGAAAAUCAAUCUUCCAUUAUGCCUUCAGCAGUUGGUUCUAAAUCUGUUACUAGGAGUGAAAUAUUGGAAAUGAUGAGUGAAAAAGAAAAACUUGAACAACAACUUAAAACCCAUAUUGAUGUAUUACAAUCUCAUAGAGUUGGAAUGGAUGAUCCCCUAGUUGAUGAACAAGAUUUUCCAAGAAAUGAUAUUGAUGUUUAUCAAAUACGAUUGACACGCAAUCAAAUUAUUUGUAUCCGUAAUGAUUUAAAAGCUAUUAUGGAUCGUAUUGAAAAGAGCUUAAAUGCAUAUUUUACUCAAGGAAACGGUAAUGAAUCUGAUAUGGUAAACGGACACUGCAGCUUGAAACCUGAUCAUUAAAAUUUUACAAUUUUUUAAUAUUAUUAUAAACUUGGUAUAUUUUUGAAUUGUAAAUAUAAUUACCAAAUUAUUUGUUUUUUGUCUUUUGACAUUAAAAUUCUCUCUAAAUA
Molecule: messenger RNA, 591 nt
Organism: Daktulosphaira vitifoliae (grape phylloxera)
Lineage: Eukaryota; Metazoa; Arthropoda; Insecta; Hemiptera; Phylloxeridae
Product: 26S proteasome non-ATPase regulatory subunit 9
Exons: 3
Coding region: 140-481 (113 amino acids)
Biological process (GO): proteasome regulatory particle assembly
Cellular component (GO): nucleus; cytoplasm
Source: RefSeq, a predicted model, not a curated record